Molecule: messenger RNA, 906 nt
Organism: Talaromyces atroroseus
Lineage: Eukaryota; Fungi; Ascomycota; Eurotiomycetes; Eurotiales; Trichocomaceae
Exons: 2
Coding region: 1-906 (301 amino acids)
Source: RefSeq, a predicted model, not a curated record
AUGGUAGCAAUGGAUGACCUCAGACUUUUAGGGAACCUCCCUACGCUUAUUAAGGGAUCACGGGAUGCCUAUGCAUCAUUGCAGGAUCCCGAUAACUGGACUGGUGUACUCGACCCUGUGGAACGUCGACGUCGACAGAAUCGAGUGAGCCAGAGAAAGUUCCAACAACGAAAAAGACAACGGACGCAGGAAAAUGCAGUGAGUUUAACUCGAAAAUGGCGCAAAAUCGGAACAUUAUCGGACGGCAAUACAAGCGACCACGCCAAGGAAAUGGUGCAUCAAAAUCGAGUGACGAUUGCUGGAGUGGAAUUUUACUGCACCUUGGCCCCUAGGCGUCUCGAACAAAUUGUACGAAGUUGGCGUAGCAACUCAUUGCCAAUCAGCUCCCAGCAGAUUCCGCCAACAUCCGAUCUUCUUUUAACCAUAUCGAAACUGAAUGUUUAUCAUGGUUUAUGUGAAAAUUUAAAAGCGCUAGGCAUGAAUAUGGAUUGGUUACACCCGGAGGCUAUCUCCCGUUUCAGUAUAAUGGCUCCAUUUCCCUCAUCCGCAAAUACCAUGCCACUAGAUUUGCAGCCUACAGCAGUUCAACUCUCAAUACCUCAUCAUCCAUGGCUGGAUUUCUUCCCAUUUCCACGAAUGCGAGAUGCCCUCAUCUUAGCAGGAGAUGAACUGGAUGAAGAUCGGCUCUGUAUUGAUAUCAUGGGCUUUUGGAUUUGUGAAGACGAGGAGCCUGCUCUUCUUGUUUGGGGUCCACCUUGGGAUUUUCGAAGCUGGGAAAUCACGGAAACAUUUAUGAAAAAAUGGGGCUGGGCGGUACAGGACAGCCCAGAAAUAUUAGAGACUACGAACUACUGGCGCUCUCAGCGAGGUGAGAGGAGGCUUCGGCUACGUUCUCUCGCUAUAUAG